GCGUAAGCAUUUGGCCGCUGGACGCCGCCUGGCCGGCCCUGCCCCCGCCUUGCCAGGAGGGGCACGACGCUGGGGUCGAGAGCCCGCCCAGCCCCCGAGCUGACGUGCGUCUACCAGCCCUGCCCCCGCCAUGCCAGGAGGGGAACACACGUGCCUUACUUGUAUUCAAAACAUCAUUUCCGUUUAUUCCCGGCAGCGGCGGCUGGGUGAAGCUUCACGUGACGGACGUCCUCCGUGACCCCGACGGACCCCGUAAGAUGGCUGACGUAGCCAAGACUGAUGACUUGAGGCCUUCUGCAUCAGAAGGCAGCGUAUGCAAAAUGGUCUUUUCGAUUAACCGCGCCAUUUAUUGUUUCACGGCACUGAGCUCAAAAGUGCUGCAGUUCGUUGUCAACAAAGAAUGUUCUGACAAAAAAAGCAACGAGACUUACAAACAAUACAUGGAACGUAGGCAAGGACGUCCUUUCGGUGAUGAAGAAUGGAACAACUUAUGUCCGAACCUAAUAAACUUUCUAGAAACGGCUUGGAAUCCAGAAAAUUUAGACGCCACAGAUCUUUUCAUUCUGCUUGACCAUAUUUUCGGAAAUGAUGUCACGAGGAAUCACUCUGAACUUUCCAACAAGUUGCAAGUCGUCAAGAACUUGCGACAUGAAAUCAUGUACUAUUGGUCGCCUUCUACGAUCCACCAGAAGUUGGAUGAGCUGUCAACAGCGUUGGUAGAGCUGGUACGAGAAGCCGGCUGGUUUUAUCGUCUCCUACUGACCGAGCUUGUAACGACGGAAAAAGAGCUCAAAGAUGAAAUUGAGAAAAUCGUUGGUCCCUUAGGUAUAGAGAGCCUGUCAUGGAAUGCUACAUAUUCCAUUGAGAGCCACGUCAAGCCCUUCACUACACUUGAUGCACAACUCGAAUUCCUGAAUAAGGAAGGAGAUAGUGUGGGAAAAGCCUUCUCAUUGAUGAAUCAAGAUGUUAGAAGUGUUUUCGUUGAUUCCACAACCAUGAUGCUUUUCUGUGAAAUCAUGAAUGACUUUCCUGAGACGAUCUCUUCAUGGGAAACACCCGGGGAUGUGGCGCUUGACAUUCUGGAGAUGUUCAGGAAACGCAUCAUAUCAUCUCGUGAGGAUUACUCCGGAGCUAAAAAAUUCGUUGAUGAUCUUUUCGAAUUUAUCGGUGCUGCCGCCUUAAAAUCACUCUGCGAUAGUGUCCUCACUUUCUCAGAAAACAAAGGCGUUCUGCAUCUCAAAGAAGAUUGGCAUCUUGAAGACCUCCUUGCUGGGUUGCUAAAACUGAACAUACCGAAAUCUAAGGAAGACAAUUUCAGUGGAACGUUCCAUAACAAGACAUUGCAAGAGAUGUUUGCAGCCGAUUACGUCUUCCAUCGCAUCCUAGCCUGUGAUGACCCCCUCAACGUUAUCAUAGGAACCACGCCACAUGUAUCAACUCGGGUUGACGACCGCACUCCGCGUUCCUCCAAUAUGCUGGAGGUGACUGAGCCGUCCAAGGAACUCCUGCAGUCGCCGACUAACUUGCAACCUUUAAGGGCGGUGCUGCAGUACGUGGAGCAGAUGCUGAUGAGACGCAGCUCCUUCCACCUCCAUUGUAGAUGGGAUGAGCUGGAGGAGGCGCUGCAACAAGCUGGCGCCAUUUAGGCUGAUUCAGCCAAGCUUUGAGUUUUCGCAAUAGCCUGUUCUUUUAUUAUGUGCCCACUAUGAGGUGCAGGGGUCAGAAAGGUGUCUGUGAUUAUGUGCCCACUGUGAGGUGUAAGGGUCAGGGAGGGAUGUGUGAUUAUAUGCCCACUGUGAGGUGUAGUUGUCAGGGAGGGAUAUGUGAUUAUGUGCCCACUGUAAAGUGUAGGGGUCAGGGAGGGAUAUGUGAUUAUGUGCCCACUUAGUGAGGUGUAUUGUUCAGGAAGGGAUCUGUGAUUAUGUGCCCAAAGGAGAGGCAGUAAACGCGAGACUGCGAGCUAUCUGCAUGUGAGAGAUCAUCGAGAACGAAUAUGUUCUUGUUUAGCCCAUAAAUGUAGGAAGGCCGACUUAUUUAUCUCUUUCAUUAAUGUUUACUAUAUUUUCAUGCGAUUUAUAAAGCCAUCAAUUAUCAAUUUCCAUGAAAAAUAUUUUUUAAUUAAACUAUUAGCGUAUUGGCUGUUCGAAAGAAGCACCUUAUCUUGGUAAAGAGAAAAUAGACUUGGAUCAGGAAAUAAGGUAAAAGGUUAUAUAUGCACCAGCUGAUGUCUCGCCCCUUCCUCCAAUAUUUAAAUAUUCACAUGAAUGCGGUCAGUAAUUAGCAUAACGAAUAGCCGGGCUGCUAAGAAGCAAUGUUCUCUACAAGUAUGUUCUGUAAAUGUAUGGUGAGGAAGCAGGUAACAAUGUAUAGCUACUUGCUAGCUUUUCUCUUAGACCAAAUUUUGAAUGAAUUAUCUAAUGUUUAUCGUUUUGAAGAGUGUUUAACGACGCCCUAAAGCCUAAAGAAGAGCGAUUGGAAAUAAGUCAUAACAAUGGAAAGGCACGAGACAUGACUAAAGAGUUCUACAAGCAGAACAUAACACAACAGGACGGUAAUGUAGCAUUUUCACUUCAGUGACGGGAUAUGGUUACUUGGAAAAGUAGUUAAUUUCAGAGGGGCCCCCAUUUGCUUGAACAAAAGCAUUUGUUCUUUAACAACAAGUUCAACUGGGAACUUGUCUUCGUGGAACCAAGUAACUAAGAAACGUAUCACAGCUGACUUAUCUCAAGCAGCUACUGUUUGAGUAAUUGUUAAAACAACCUCCGCUUAUGACUUUUGAAUAGCGUUGAAUAAUGGACCAAGAGGAAAAUUGAAGCGAUGUUAUUGUUAUUAGUGUUGAGGUUACGGUGCGACGGUGAAAUAGUACUAUUACGACAUUUUGUCAACAUUGAAAUUAUAAAUUUUGAGGAGUUUAUAAACGCACCAUAUUUUAUGACCUCCUCAUAACCAUCACAAUUGCCUUAUUACCUUCCAUAAAAUCCUCAUUCUCAUUCAAUGAACAUUGAACAUGGUAUUUCAAGCAGCUCUAUUUUGAACAUGAUACCAAUUCUCUAUAGAGGACCUUGUGUCUGUGCCUACCUCUAACGGUUCGCCAGAAGAAGACGGACAGUUGAAGCUUAAAAUAACUCCACACUACUGCACGAUAAAUCGUUCUUUUUCCGAAUACUUAGCGAAAGAAAUAAAAUUGCUGCUUAAAUGUUA
This is a messenger RNA of Hyalella azteca, 3201 nucleotides long. RefSeq lists its product as uncharacterized. The record is from RefSeq and is a predicted model, not a curated record. Lineage: Eukaryota; Metazoa; Arthropoda; Malacostraca; Amphipoda; Hyalellidae. The transcript is spliced from 5 exons. The annotation marks the transcript as partial.